GUUAUGUAUGUAUGUAAAUUUUAUGGUUAGGUUAUUGUUUAUAUACAACCUGUAUACACUGUUUGUCAACUAGUAUUUAAGAUUGCAUCGUGUAUGUUAUCCAUUAGUUAUUACUUCAUUUCGGACCGCCGCGAGCAGACGACUAAACCUCUAACCAUGGAAGCUGUAGUGUUCAACGGAGCCAACCUGACUCUGAAAUACGAGAGCAAGUACCCAAUCCCGAAGAUUGUUGAAGACACGGAUGUCAUCGUGAAAGUGCACUAUUCGGGCAUUUGUGGCACCGAUCUGCACAUUAUCCAGGGCGAGUUUCCCGCACGAAAGGACCGCCCACUUCCCAUGGGGCAUGAGUUCAGUGGAGUCAUCACUGAGGUCGGGAAGGCUGCCAACUUCAAAGUGGGGCAGAAAGUCGUCGUCGACCCAAAUAGCGCCUGCAAUCGCUGCGACUUCUGCCGAAGCGGUUCUUACCACUACUGCCUCACAGCGGGCAUAAACAGUACUAUCGGUAUCUGGAGAGACGGAGGCUGGGCUGAGUAUGUACGCUGCCCGGACACCAAUGUCUUCGCGUUGCCGGACGAUAUCAGCACUGAACAUGGAGGACUUUGUGAGCCCUAUUCAUGUGUGGCGCAUGGGUUCGACAAGGCAGCCCCGCUGCAGAUUGGAGAGAAAAUCUUAAUCGUCGGAGCAGGCAUCAUUGGCAACCUGUGGGUAACUGCGCUCCAUCAUCAAGGUCACAGGGAGGUCACAGUUUCUGAGAUGAACAAAUCCAGGCUGGAAAUCGUCAAAAAACUGAAUACUGGAUACAGGCUUAUCACUCCUGACGUGCUCGCUAAGGAAGACAAACUUUAUGACGUCAUCGUUGACUGCACAGGUGUGGGCAAGGUGAUGGAAAUCAACUUCAACUAUUUGAACCACGGCGGGAAAUACGUGCUUUUUGGCUGCUGCCCGCCCUCGCACCAAGCCUCAAUCAACCCGUUCCAGAUCUACAACAAGGAAAUCACAGUUAUCGGCAUCAAGAUCAACCCGUAUACUUUCCCGAAGACCAUUGGCUGGCUCAAGGCUAUGGGAGAUAGGUGAGCAAACGUUAUACAUGGUGUAAUUUUUGUGACCGGCAAU
Messenger RNA from Leguminivora glycinivorella, 1113 nucleotides. RefSeq names its product D-arabinitol dehydrogenase 1-like. Gene Ontology annotation, molecular function: oxidoreductase activity; zinc ion binding. The record is from RefSeq and is a predicted model, not a curated record. The transcript is spliced from 9 exons. Bases 94 to 1074 code for a protein of 326 amino acids. NCBI's taxonomy places the organism in Eukaryota, Metazoa, Arthropoda, Insecta, Lepidoptera, Tortricidae.